Diorhabda sublineata is the source of this 1642-nucleotide messenger RNA. RefSeq names its product gastrula zinc finger protein xLCGF3.1-like. Bases 71 to 1402 code for a protein of 443 amino acids. Gene Ontology annotation, biological process: regulation of transcription by RNA polymerase II. The record is from RefSeq and is a predicted model, not a curated record. NCBI's taxonomy places the organism in Eukaryota, Metazoa, Arthropoda, Insecta, Coleoptera, Chrysomelidae. Gene Ontology annotation, molecular function: RNA polymerase II cis-regulatory region sequence-specific DNA binding; DNA-binding transcription factor activity. The transcript has 3 exons.
AAUGUCAUAGUUCAAAUUUUGGAAAAAUAAACAAAUUUAUUCUUAAUAUAAAACAGUAUUAGUCUAUAUAAUGGAUGUGAAACAAGAGCUAGAAGAUGCUUUCAUUGAAGAGGAAAAAUUUGAUAUCAAAGAACAUAAUAUCAAACAAGAAAACGACAAACUAACAUCUGAUGAGAUAAUUUAUGAAGAAGAAUUAAAGUUUAAAUUGGACACAGAUGAGAUCCAUUCAGAUAAAACUUACUCUAAUGAUAAUUUUAAUGAUGGUUUGAAUAAAGGUGUGGUUAAUUAUCAGACAAGAAUAUUAAAAAGAAAACUACAAAGAAAUCGAACGUCGUUCACAGAUUACCAAAUUGACUUAUUAAAGGAAGGAAAUUUAUCUCGUCGGAACUAUAUGAAGUUUGAAGGUAUUUUCAUUUGUAAGAUUUGUGGAAACUUAUGCACUAAGAAAUUUGACAUCCUCCAUCAUAAUUUCACACAUUUUGUUAAGAAACCUAGUCGAAACAUAAGUCAGAAACAAAGACUGUUGAAAUGUGAUUUUAGUUUAAUGCCGUUUUCUAAAAGUACUAGUUUAAUUCGAAAAAAACUUGCCCAAAAAGAUCGUGGCAGUUUAAGUGUACAUAAACGUAGUGCAACUUCCAAAAAACCAGUUUUUUGUAAUAUUUCUCCGAAAUCUACGUCUUCAAGUUUAGUUGAACACAAAGAUAUUAGCAUAGACAGAAAAACAUUUAAAUGUGACAUUUGUUUGAAAACUUUUUCAAAGAAAUCUAAUUUGAAUAAACAUUUGUUAAGUCACACUACAGAAAAGCCCUUCAAAUGUGAUGUUUGUUUGAAGACUUUCUCAUGGAAACAUCACAUGAAUAGACAUUAUCUAAGUCACACCAUAGAAAAACCAUUUAAAUGUGAUAUGUGUUUGAAAACUUUCGCGCAAAAACCUAAUUUGAAAGUGCAUUUGCUAAGUCACACAGGAGAAAAGCCAUUCAAAUGUGACAUUUGUUUAAAAUCUUUCUCACAGAAACAUCAUUUGAAAAUACAUUCGCUAAGUCACACUGGAGAAAAGCCAUUCAAAUGUGAAGUUUGUUUGAAAAGUUUCACGCAGAAAUCUUAUUUAAAUAGACAUUUGCUAAGCCACACUAGAGAAACAGCAUUCAAAUGUGACAUUUGUUUAAAAAUUUUCUCACAGAAGUUUCCUUUGAAUAGACAUUUGUUAAGUCACACCGGAGAGAAACCAUUCAAAUGUGACAUUUGUUCAAAAACUUACACCCGGAAAGAUUAUUUGAAUGAACAUUUGCUAAAUCACACUGGAGAAAAGCCUUUCAAAUGUGAUGUUUGUUCAGAAUCGUUUGUAUCUAAAUAUCGUUUGGUUGUUCAUAAACGUUUUCACACUAGUGAACAUAUUGUUUAAUGUAUCAUCAGUUCGAAGUGGUUAGUCAGAGAGAGUAUCGUCAGAAUCUUGCAUAAUCUGCUUUAAUGGCUAAUUAAUAUCUGCGAAAAAUACUUUUUGGUCUUAAAUGACACAUGGAGAGGCAGAUAUACAACAUUUCAACUAAAAGUUUCUUAUAUAUUGUGAUUUUCUUUUUGUAUAUAAUUUGCUGUAAAUUAAAGUUAUGUUUUGUAAUAAUAAACGAUUAUGUGAGAAAAGGAA